Messenger RNA from Armigeres subalbatus, 1995 nucleotides. RefSeq names its product elongation factor Tu (gene mEFTu2). The transcript has a single exon. Gene Ontology annotation, molecular function: translation elongation factor activity; GTP binding; GTPase activity. Gene Ontology annotation, cellular component: mitochondrion. The record is from RefSeq and is a predicted model, not a curated record. Bases 150 to 1520 code for a protein of 456 amino acids. Gene Ontology annotation, biological process: mitochondrial translational elongation. Lineage: Eukaryota; Metazoa; Arthropoda; Insecta; Diptera; Culicidae.
CAGAUCUCAGAACAGUUUACAGUCCUGAUGUUUACAACCUCAUACAUAGAAGUUAUGUAAAAUUAUCCGAGUCUUAUUUACAACCAAAUAUUUAAACAAUAUUAUAGAACUUCAGGAUACUGCAACCAUAAGCAUUAAUUAAACUGAAAAUGUUACCCAUUACCCGUUUACUAUCGAAAUAUCGUAUUUUUACGACUCAAGUGAGGGUUUUUCGUGAGGAUACGAUUCCUAAAACGUCCUGUAAGCUAGCUGGCUUAUCACUUUAUCGUUUUCAAUCUACUGGUAAGAAAUCCAAACCGGAGCUAGAGUCUGUCGAACACUGCAACGUUGGAACGAUAGGUCAUGUAGACCACGGCAAGACCACGCUAACUGCUGCAAUUACGAAAGUUCUAUCACGAGACGGCCGUGCAAACUACGUACCUUAUGAUCAGAUUGACCGGGCGCCGGAAGAAAAAGCGCGUGGAAUCACUAUCAAUGCCGCCCACAUCGGAUACAGUACCUUGAAAAGGCAUUAUGCUCACACCGACUGCCCGGGGCAUGCAGAUUAUGUAAAGAAUAUGAUUUCUGGAGCGUCUCAAAUGGAUGGAGCGAUACUCGUGGUCGCGGCAACGGAUGGACAGAUGCCUCAAACGCGCGAACAUUUGCUUUUGGCGAGACAAGUUGGGGUCGAGAAAAUUGUGAUAUUCAUCAACAAAGCUGAUCAGGUUGAUCAAGAGGUUAUAGAGCUGGUGGAGAUUGAACUACGAGAAUUGUUGAGCGAUUUUGGUUUCGAUGGUAUCAACAGCCCCGUGGUGGUCGGUUCUGCCCUACUGGCCCUCCAAGGCGACCAGUCUAAGCUGGGAGAAUCUUCAAUACAUCGGUUGUUGGAAGCUAUUGAUACGUAUGUACCAACACCGACUAGGGAUCUUACAUCGCCUUUCCUUUUGCCGAUUGAUAAUGCGUUCACCGUCCCUGGUCGAGGGACAGUGGUGGUUGGAACGCUUGCCCGUGGCACAAUCAACAAAAAUGACGAUGCAGAACUGUUGGGAUUCGACGAACAGGUAAAAACGACAAUUGGAGGGAUUCAAGUUUUCAAAAAGGAUAUUGGUCAAGCUGUAGCCGGGGAUAAUAUCGGGGCUCUACUGAGAAAUGUCAAAAUCACGGCAGUCCAGCGAGGAAUGCUGCUGUGUGCGGCAGGAAGCGAACGAGUUUCAAAUCACUUUAACGCUACAGUGUACCUGCUGGCCAAGAACGAAGGAGGACGUUCAAGACCACUUACCUCUAAGUACAUCCAGCAGCUUUUUAGCAAAACGUGGAACGUCCCCUGUCGGGUGGAUCUCGUGGAGCAGGAAAUGCUCAUGCCGGGGGAUCAUGGCACCAUUCGAUUGACAUUGUUGAGGAAAAUGGUGAUGUCAUGUGGGCAAUCGUUCACCGUACGAGAAAAUGGCAAAACCGUAGCCACUGGUUUGGUGACGGAAAUUUUGAAUCCUGUCAACUUGCCUCAGAAAAAAUUAAUUAAACUGCAACUAGACCAAUUGUGAAUGAAAAAAGGAAGAAAAUGCUAGUUGAGCAAAAAAGGUGAACCUUAUUUUCCGAAAUAUCCAUUUGCCUCAACGUUCACAAAGCACAAAUAAUUAAACCGCGAUAUUUAAAAAAAUGAUAGCCCUUUCAUUAGUUUGAUUCUCUUAGCAUUUGCGCAAGUUCUAGUCAAUCACCGAGCAACAACAACAGCAACUAUGAAUUGUACGAUCAUCUUGCUUCUUGCUCUCAUAAUUUGGUCAAAAAAUUUAGGUAACAAAAAACUAUACAGAUGAUAACUUCCUGCUUCAAGUAUUCAAAAAAGCUCCAGAACUACAGGUAAGUUAUUGGUGUUUCCUGUAAAAUUCAUAUACCUAUUAAACAAACGUUAGUUCAGGCUCCCCUACAAAGGUUAACCUCAAUCUACAAAUUAUAAUAUGUAUAUGAUGUUUGUGAACUGUAAAAAUCAAUAGCGAAUAAUAUAUCUUUUCGAUUUAA